UUCCACACCCCAGUUCAAACACUCGUUGCCGUGGGGCCGUAAACUCAAGUUUUUCUUCACUGCCGCGGGUUGAGUUCGUCCCACUGUAUAUAAGGCUGUUCAUCGUCUGUGCCACAACCUCCUAACACAUCCUCCUUCCAUGCCCUUCCGCACGCUCCCUCUCGAUUUCAACACGCAACAACCGCUCACCUUGUGUGUCCAAACUCUCUUAUUUGUUUGUCCCCAACCUCACUUUCCAAAUUAACGUCAGUCAACAUGCCCAACUCAAACGAGGCCAAGGAGGACGUUCAGUACAACGGCGUCGCCAUCCAGCGCACUGUCACCCCUGGCGGCCACCCGCAGGACACCUCGCAGCCGGCAUUCCCGGUGUACCACCGCAAAUUUGCCAACCCGGCACCGCUGGGUCUGUUCAGCUUUGCAGCGACGACAUGGGUGCUGUCCAUGUUCAACGUCUCUGCGCGCGGCAUCACCCACCCAGAGCUGGUCGUUUCGCUCGCAGUCGCGUACGGAGGCACCGCCCAGUUCGUCGCUGGCAUAUGGGAGUUUGCUGCCGGUAACACUUUUGGCGCAACCGCUUUCUGCUCGUACGGCGCCUUCUGGUGGUCGUUCGCCAUCAUCUUCAUUCCGUGGUUCAACAUUCAGGCUAAUGUCAAGGGUGCCGAACUCGAGAGCGCUCUUGGCAUCUACCUCGCUGCAUGGUUCAUCUUCACCUUCAUCAUGCUCAUGGCCUCCUUGCGAUCCUCUAUCGGCCUCAUCGUCCUCUUUUUCCUGCUGGACAUUACAUUCCUUCUCCUCGUCGCCUUCUACUUCUCUGGCAAGGCCCACCUCCAGACUGCAGGCGGCGUCUUUGGUAUCGCCACUGCCGCCGUCGCAUGGUACGUCGGCGCCGCUGGCCUUCUUUCGCCUGAGACGGCGCUCUUCACGCUGCCGGUUGGUGACCUGUCCCGCAAAGAUUAAGC
This is a messenger RNA of Tilletiaria anomala UBC 951, 959 nucleotides long. Its product is annotated as putative FUN34-transmembrane protein. The transcript is spliced from 5 exons. NCBI's taxonomy places the organism in Eukaryota, Fungi, Basidiomycota, Exobasidiomycetes, Georgefischeriales, Tilletiariaceae. Gene Ontology annotation, molecular function: acetate transmembrane transporter activity. The coding region runs from base 256 to 957 and encodes 233 amino acids. Gene Ontology annotation, cellular component: plasma membrane. The record is from RefSeq and is a predicted model, not a curated record.